ACGGCGGCGGCCGAGGGGGCGGUGGCUACGAGGGGCGUGCGGAGCAGGCGGAAGAGGCGUCCUUCCGGGCGGCUAGGUCGCAGAGGAUCAUCGUCGGGAUCAACGACUAUCACCUGUUCUACAAAAUGAGUAACAGCCACCCUCUUCGCCCCUUUACUGCAGUGGGGGAAAUUGAUCAUGUGCACAUUUUGUCUGAACAUAUUGGUGCCUUGCUGAUUGGGGAGGAAUAUGGCGACGUCACAUUCGUUGUGGAAAAGAAACGUUUUCCUGCCCACAGGGUAAUUUUAGCUGCGAGGUGCCAAUAUUUUCGAGCAUUACUGUAUGGUGGGAUGCGAGAAUCUCAGCCCGAAGCAGAAAUCCCUCUCCAAGACACCACCGCAGAAGCAUUCACCAUGCUGCUUAAAUACAUCUACACUGGGCGGGCAACACUGACAGAUGAGAAGGAGGAGGUGUUGCUGGACUUUCUGAGCCUGGCUCAUAAAUAUGGAUUUCCAGAGCUGGAGGAUUCUACCUCUGAGUAUCUCUGUACCAUACUUAACAUUCAGAAUGUCUGCAUGACUUUUGAUGUUGCCAGCCUCUACUCACUUCCCAAGUUAACUUGCAUGUGCUGCAUGUUUAUGGACAGAAAUGCUCAGGAGGUGCUCUCCAGUGAAGGCUUCCUCUCCCUUUCUAAGACAGCACUUUUAAACAUCGUAUUAAGAGAUUCAUUUGCAGCUCCCGAGAAAGAUAUUUUCCUAGCCUUGUUAAAUUGGUGUAAGCACAAUUCAAAGGAGAAUCAUGCUGAAAUCAUGCAGGCUGUGCGUUUGCCUCUGAUGAGCCUCACUGAACUUCUGAACGUUGUGAGGCCUUCAGGACUGUUGUCUCCCGAUGCCAUUCUGGAUGCUAUUAAAGUUCGAUCAGAGAGCCGGGAUAUGGAUCUCAAUUACAGAGGCAUGCUCAUCCCAGAAGAAAAUAUUGCAACCAUGAAGUAUGGAGCCCAGGUUGUAAAAGGGGAGCUGAAGUCUGCCUUAUUAGAUGGCGAUACUCAAAACUACGAUUUGGAUCAUGGAUUUUCUAGGCACCCAAUUGAUGAUGACUGCCGUUCUGGCAUUGAGAUUAAGCUAGGUCAACCAUCUAUCAUCAAUCACAUACGGAUACUCCUGUGGGACCGAGAUAGCCGGUCUUACUCAUACUUCAUUGAAGUGUCAAUGGAUGAACUUGAUUGGAUUAGAGUGAUUGACCAUUCACAGUAUCUAUGUCGUUCUUGGCAAAAGUUGUAUUUUCCAGCCCGUGUCUGCAGGUAUAUUCGAAUAGUUGGAACUCACAACACAGUGAACAAGAUUUUUCACAUUGUGGCUUUUGAAUGUAUGUUUACAAACAAAACCUUCACUCUUGAGAAGGGGCUGAUAGUUCCCAUGGAGAACGUUGCAACAAUUGCGGAUUGCGCCAGUGUGAUUGAAGGAGUCAGUCGGAGCCGAAAUGCCUUGCUGAAUGGCGACACCAAGAAUUACGACUGGGAUUCCGGCUACACGUGUCACCAGCUAGGAAGUGGUGCGAUUGUGGUUCAGCUGGCACAGCCAUACAUGAUCGGGUCCAUACGGUUACUACUUUGGGACUGUGAUGAUCGAAGCUACAGCUACUACGUUGAGGUCUCCACCAACCAGCAACAGUGGACCAUGGUGGCCGACAGAACGAAAGUCUCCUGCAAGUCCUGGCAGUCUGUAACUUUUGAGAGACAGCCCGCCUCCUUCAUCCGAAUCGUGGGAACACACAACACAGCAAAUGAGGUGUUCCACUGCGUCCACUUUGAGUGUCCGGAGCAGCAGAGCAGCCAGAAGGAGGAAAGCAGCGAGGAGUCAGGGCCUGGGGAGCCCAGCCUGGCGGGUCCGCAGCUCGACCCCCACGCCCUGCAGGCCCCAGGGGGCAGCUCCCUGCCUUCUAGCCCGGGCUCUGCCUCUCGCUCGCCCAACCGGCAGCACCAAUAAAGGAGGCGCGGACAUGGAGGCAUGCGGUGGGCCCCGAGGGCAGGGGCCAGGACUGGCAUCCUCCCGGGAGGGAUCUCCGCCGCCAGCCCCUCUCCCCUCCUGGGAGGAGCAGACGGCGCUGGCAAAACGGACACAGGACAGGCUUUCUCCCAAGGACAGAAAGGGGCCACGUUGUUCUCAAUUUGUCAAAUCAGGCUGGUCUCCAGGGGGAGAAAAUGGGUCUUCAAUCUUCAUCAAGUCCACCAUUAACACCCUACCUCUCUAAUCUAACCCGGGCAAAGAGGCCGCGGUGGACGGGCCGGUGUCGGAAUGCUGCGACGGCACCACGCUCGGGAGAACCCAUCAGGCCUUUAUUACCUCCAGGCACCCUUUAGGAAGUGGGUUUCCAUAGAGUGUUUACUUUUCUGGAACACAUUGCCCUGGCAACUAAAUGAUUUUUUCUUUCUUUUAGUUAUUGUCCAUUUGCUGAAUCAUAGGUGUUCCAGAUCUUUUUGAAAUGCUCAAACAGCAAAUCAUUUGUUUUAUUCCCCUUUGACGCUGUAAUUUUCCUUCCUUAGUUUUGAACGGUUAGGCCUGGGGUGGAGCGGAGAAAGGCUGUGCACAGCUCCUGAAUGAGGCACAGAUGCAGCUCAUCAUGGCACCGAGGCUGACAAGGAAAAUCCUCUGAGGAAGUUCAAAAAAAUACACAAUGAGCAAAUCAAUCCGAGGACACUGCAGUUAAUAAUCACUCGAAUUCCUGAGUUAUUAACCUGUCAUUCCUGAAACGUACCCAGCCCUUAAGCUUGGGAGGCUGACAAGGAAAUGGUUAUUUUUGCCACCUGCUAAUUUCCUGUUCCUGAGUCUGUAAACGUAUCUGUAAGUCCGCAGCAGCUUCCGGUAGGGCUGAGCCCGCCCCUGAAUCACCACCGGUUAGCCAGGCCCGCGGGGACGGUAGUCCCCUGUGCCGGCCAGUGUCAGCAGCAUGCUCCUGGGGCUUUGCAGGGUGGUCAUGGCGGUUCAGUCUUCACUGUGUUUCCUCCGCAGACCUGACUACUUGGCCAAGGUUGAGAAGAAAAAGUAGUUCUAAGAAGCUUUUCUCCUCAUCCUCAUUGAGCCGAUCGCUGCCGCAGCCUGGCAGGGCUGCGCUCCCUCUCCUUCCUUCCUUAGUGCUUUCCAGCCCGGCGCUAACUACCCUUUGUAACGUGCUUAGCCUGCUGUCUGGGGUUCACUCACCUCCGGAGCCCGGCCAGGCUGAGCACCGCGGUCCCCUGGCCCCCCAGACGCAGGCCCAGGUCCUCUGCACACCCUGUGACCCCCACUUGGAGGAGGGUGGGCUUACAGGGGGUUCCUUUUGGGGUCUUACACUCACUGGUUGCGGGUGGACACAGAGCCCCUCUAAGUAAAUGCUCUCCCCAGUGUAGCUUGGUCUUGAGUGAUCUCUCACUAUGGCAACAGCAGCGGGGCAUCAAACUACAGGAUUAAGCCGGAAGGUGGGCCUUCUGUUUGAACAGGAGCAGAAGGAGAUAGUUGGGAAGGGAGGUGCGGGGAGAGGAGCCACAGCACCGCCCAUCAGCUCAGCUCACUCAUCUCACCCCUACCCCACUGUGUGGAGCAACUGGAACCCCUGAGGGGUGCCAGGCAUCUCACAGGAGACGGGAGGCUCCCAUGACAGAUGGCAGUGCCGCUCGCUCGCCAUGGGUGGCCGCGCUGUAUGACUUGGCCACUGCCGUUGUCAGCAUCCAGGACGCGGUCACCAAUUAGAAGGAAGAAUUCCUGUCUACUCGGCACUUCCCUACACAGCACGGUCAUUACCCGGCAGGGAACAGAAGGAGCCGAGAAACCAGCGAGUGCAGAGUUCAGACGCCUGGAAAGUCUCCAUUCAAGGGUUUCUUUUUAAACUUUGAGGUCACCUGUCCAGAGAUGAGUCCCUGGGCUUGGCUGGCACCGCUGACCUGGGAAGAGGUGAGUGGGCUGGUUGAGGACCUGGAAAGUUCGAAUCCUCUACCUCCAGACCGUUGGUCCCACGGGCCCACCGCACACGCCACCAGGCCAGGUCUGGCAGCCCCGUGUCACAUCGAAGAGGCACAGGCCGAGAAGCUUCUGCACCCGACCCACAUGUGGGUGCCUCCCAGCCAGCAGCUGGCUGCCUCUUCCCCUCCCCUGCGGAUCCCUUCCCUCGGCUCUCCUUGCACAUACUUGCCCUGAGGGCUGUCUCAGGGGAUGGGAGUUUGUCAGAUAAGGAAAGGAAGGGGAGGAUGAGGUGGUGGCACUGGCCUGCGGCAGCAGGGAGGACAGGGACACGGCCUCCUUCCCACCCCACAGCUGUGGCCAUCAGGUCCCCGCACUUGCGUCUCCUGGGCCUGGCGGGAGGCCUCACUUGCAUAGAGGCCCACUCUAGAUCCCAGGCAGACACCAAGGAAGCUCCGAGAGGCUGCUCUGGUCUACCCUGUUAUCAGGCCAGUGGGUUCUGCCUUUCGUGAUGGGCCUUUUAAUUUGGGAAGCAGGGGAGGUGGGGGGCUCUUUCUGCAGACCCCAGUCAAACUGUGGGGCCCCAGCUAGACCAAAAUGGCCCCCACACUUGAAAAGACCAACAGAGCUAAAUGGGAGUGCAGGUAAGACAGGCCGGCCCACAGCCGGGAGGGGUCCCGGAUGCCUGCAGGGUCCUCGACCCAGUGUUGGGUGGAUGCUGUUCCCCUGUGAAGUGUGAGGAAGGAGUCACAGCCGAGUCACGCGGGGCCGGGGCACAUGAGGGCCCCUGUCCUAUGCGGGUACAGACUGCGUGGUCUGAGGAGAGGUCAGGGGAAGCCUGGCCCUCCGGGGGACCGAUAGCUAGGUGCUGGUGGCCUCUGGCCCAUUAUUGUGAUGCUUCUCAGUUACUGUGAAACAACACCCUUGCAACCACCAUUCAGGUCGGGAAACAGAACAUGACCGGACCCCCUGCCCUUUCCUUUAGGCCAUGAUUUGGGGAGAGUAAGAAUCCACUGCUCUGGGGCUUUGGGGGAUAGCCUUUGCCUCCUGACAGCUGCUGGGAGGGCCGCCUGGGGUGAUACUGGGCACCGCAGGUGGGGCCUGCGUCCACUGCGUCCACUGGCGGCCUGCUCGUCCGAUCCAGCACCGCCGAUCUGAAGCAGGGUAAUAGUAUGACAGGCACGCCACACGCCCACACUUGUUUCCCAUAUUCUCAGUGCUUCUUCCUGUUUCACUUCCGACUUCCGUUAGAACCACGAGCCUGUGACGGACGUGGGGCUCUUCUCAACUGCUCUUUAAAUUGUCACUUUUUAAUCUUAUUAAAUGAAGUGUUGGUUCCUGA
Molecule: messenger RNA, 5253 nt
Organism: Neogale vison (American mink)
Lineage: Eukaryota; Metazoa; Chordata; Mammalia; Carnivora; Mustelidae
Gene: BTBD9
Product: BTB domain containing 9
Exons: 11
Coding region: 126-1964 (612 amino acids)
Biological process (GO): circadian behavior; modulation of chemical synaptic transmission; adult locomotory behavior
Molecular function (GO): protein binding
Source: RefSeq, a predicted model, not a curated record